GCAGUACAAUCAAAACUCAUCUCCAAUGCGUAGGGGUACUGGAACGCGUGCUGCUGGGGUGAGGUCGAUCCCAUCCGCAAUGGCGGCGACGGCGCUACUAGCCAAGGAGGCAGGACUGGGUGGCACAGGCGUGUCUUCAAGCGAGAAAACAUCGUGUAGUGGAACCGCUGAGGUGGACAAGAAGGGCGGCGUAACAUCAGCCGUUUCGAAGAGCAACAGAACCUCUACGGACUCUGAACCCAGUACUGGCGACGAUGCCUCAUCGGAUGAGAAUAAGAGCGACAAGUCAACAGGAUCAGACUCGGAAGGUCCGGGAAGAAAGGCGGGAUCAGGUGAAGACACUGGAGAUCGAGAUGACGACUGUCUUGAGCUUGACGACGCCGAAGCCGAAGCAGCAGUGACGGAAUUCCCCUUGUUGCUGAAGCAAAUAAAAGCGUUGCUGGAUGAUGCAGACAUCGUAGAGUUUGACGACGAUAGUGACGGAAAGCUGUUUGCGGACGACGACGACGAGGAGGAGGAGGAUAUCAAGGAGAGUAGUAACCGAAAGGGAAAUACAGAUGGUGAUGCAGAUGCAGAAGAUGGCAAAAAGCAGCAGGGUGCAGAAGUCGGCGAGGCGGUACUGAGUGAGCAGAGCCGCUCCUCUGAAGGGAGCACUGGCACACCUGGUGUGCGCGCGCCUAGUACGAUGACUGCGCAGGGUAGUGGAACAUCUUCAUCGCGGAUACGCGCAGGUGCUUUCGACGGCGAAGGUGAGGAAUCGUCCGACGUUUCAUCCUGUUCGGAAACAUCCUCCUGUUCCGAGACGUCGGAAGACGAUGAUGCUGAUCGGUACUACGUGAGGUUAGACGAGCUUCAACAGGGUUUGACGGCAACGCCACUGCGACAGCAGGAUGAUAAUGGAGAGAAGCAGAAUGGUGGUGCCAACGCAAGCGCCGCAACCUCCUCGUCUUCGCCAGAUAAAAAGGAGGCAGGAGGAGCGGCGAAGCGUGACGACGAUCAUCAAGUUGAUGCGGCUCCAAGCAGCAUUCGUGCUGAUGAGGCACCCGAGGACACCUCCGAAGAAGGUAGUCGAUGUGCAGCAAGUGAUGCUGCUGCAUCGACAGAAAGGGGGCCAGAGGCAGAUGCUUCAGCAGAAGUACUAAGCGGUCAUCAAGAAGGGAAUGAUGAUGCUAGGUUGUCCCAACACGGGGGAAGCAGUGCUGAGUUCGAUGAGAAGCAAACUGCAUUUUCAGAGCAACGUGCCAAAACCGCAGCGAGCGCCACAGGUCCCUCUGCAUCAGAUACGACGGUCAGCAGCAACGACGGCUAUACCGCUUCCAUUCCUGAACGUGUAUCAUCGUUUGAGAAUGUGGCAGAAGCCGAGUCGGAGUCACCUACUGAAGAAGUUGCAGGCAACGCAGAAAAUAAGCGAAGGGCGCUUUCUCGUACUGCCGACGCAGACGAAAAGACUGAAGCGUCAGCGAAGUGUGAAGAAACCGAAGAAACUGAUGUAGCAGCCUCUGAGGCCUCGAAGGACGGGAAUGACAGCUGUGUCACAAAGCUAGACGUAGCAGUGAGCAAGAUCGACGCAGAUGCGGCACAGCCACCUUACACCGCAAGUGCUGGCACGACGAAAGCUGAAAUACCACACGCUUCGUGGAGCGAGUUGCCGCAGGCGACGACCGUCACAGAUUCUGAAGCAGGCGAGUCCUUACUGUCUCUAUCGUCGUUCAUGCAGGACAUCCCCCUGGACGAAGAAGACGAUAUGGCAAGGCCGCUGGCGACGAAAGAAGAGGAAAAUCAUGCCAAUGGCACACCUACAGAUGAUGAAGUGAAGCUUCAGGGAGCGAGUCACUCGCCCUGUUCGACCCCACAAUCGCCUUUACAGUGCUUUAUCGUCGAGGAUCACUUUCAGAUGAAGUUAUCACCUCCUCUGGGAGAAGGCAGUCCAGUCGUCGUGGAGGAGACCGAGAUAGGGAGCGGCAAACGUGAAGAAGAAGACGCUGUCGCGAAUGGGGAUGGAGAAAACGAAGUAAGGCUUGCGCAGGGUGAAGGAGAACUUGAUGGAGGAGACAGCAAGACUUCUGUGAAUAACGACGCGAGCAAUUGUGACGCCGAAGCUCGAGAGACGAGGGAAGCUGACAAGGAAGAUGAAUACAUCAAAAGCAGUAGAUCCGAGGGCGAUGUUGGGAAGAGCGUUAGCUUCACUAUCGACGCGGUAGAAGGUGCCUUGCCCGCAAUACAGGGGGGAGCCGCGGCGCUAGAUAGCGAGGCGGAUGAAGAGACAACUCCUACAGAGAGAAAAUUCGAGGCAAUGUUUGCUCCCUCAUCAAGGUCUGAGAUGAAGGAAGUCCCUGGCGCCGAAGCGGAUUCUUCGAGCAGCCACGCAAUAGCCCCGAUGAAUCCAGCUUCACCCGGCAGUGGAGGUGCACUAGAAGAAACUGAAGAGGCUGUGAAAAUAGUGGAGGAGACCAAGAAGACCACGUCGCCUGGUGAAGCUUUCGCCAUUUCUCAGUCAUCUACUGCUUGCCAUGGCCCAUCAUCAUGUUCGCCGGCAUCGUCAGCAUCUCCUUCCACAGCGUCCGCUGGGUCACCUCCUCGCCCACCUUCAACGACACUUGACAUAGACGAAGGAGGUAAGUGUCGCAUCUCGAUUCCCGCAGCAACAAAGAGCGGCGAGCUUCCGCCAGUGCCUUCCAGUAGUAGAAAGAGUCAUCCUGGGCCUGGGCCGCCAUUGCCAGAGUUUCCACCGAAGUUCGGAUCUCGGAAGAAGAAAAAGAAGAAGAGGAGCAAAGGAAGCAAGGAGAGCAGCAAAGAUGAGAAAAAUGGCGACUCAAAGUACUUCUUUUGAGGUGUGGGGUUUGUCUCUGUGGAAAAAAGUGCACUUGACUUCCACAAGGACGGUGGAGCGCACACAAUCCUAGUAGAUAACAGCCCGUAGCGUUAUUUGACUGUCGUGAGUACUUCGCGUAUGAGUUGUUCCUUGACAGAGUGAUGCCAUGCGUAGCAAAAGCAGG
Messenger RNA from Amoebophrya sp. A25, 2996 nucleotides. The record is from the annotation of a GenBank genome assembly. Lineage: Eukaryota; Dinophyceae; Syndiniales; Amoebophryaceae.